Dentiscutata erythropus is the source of this 246-nucleotide messenger RNA. The record is from the annotation of a GenBank genome assembly. NCBI's taxonomy places the organism in Eukaryota, Fungi, Glomeromycota, Glomeromycetes, Diversisporales, Gigasporaceae.
AUGAUACUUUACGAACAUUUUAUGGAAAUUAAUCGAAAUAUCCUAGAAUAUGUUACAGAAGUCAACAAAAUGAAAGAAGAAAUACAAAGAGCAGACCUAGCCGAUAAGGAGCUUAGAAAUAAGCCGUAUAUUCCAUAUCAAGAGCUUAAAGAUGAUACUAUUGAAACGACCCAGAGAAAUUCUCUUAAAUACACUUCCCGUGUAACAGAUACAAUAGUUAAUAUCAUAAAUGGUCAACUUAUGUAA